AUGAGUUUUAUAUUGCCUAUAGUGUCUGUUUUUGGAUUUCUUGCUUCAAUAGUUGCAUUUGGUAUAAGUGUGGAGUAGAAACAUAUUCUAAUAAUUUUAGUUUAAAAAUUCAAUUGGGAUCAAUGUCUUUGGACAUUAGUAGAACAGCAUUUUUUAGAACUAGAGAAAUCUAUGCUUCUUAGAUUCCUUAUUUAGAAGUAUAUAUAUAUAUUUGAGUUGAAAUUCAUAGGCAAUAUCCUUUUGUAUAUUUUUAUUCAUAGCCAUAAUAAGAACGAUAGAAUAUUUUAAGAUGUAAUAUGCAAACAAAAAAUAAAUAGAGAUUACAAGAUGGUUGUAAGUAUGAAUGAUGGAGAGUCUGAAAUGUAUUAUUUAACUAGAGUUAAAUUAUAAUAAGCCCUUGAAUGGAGUAAUAUAGCUGUCACUUAAGCAUUUAUAAUAUUAACUUUAGUAUUAUCUAAUUUUAAUUAGGCAUUAGCUUUAAUUAUUGGAAUAGUAUUUUCCAUAAAUGGUCAUUUCUAUGCAUAGGAAUUGAUUAAGAAAUUUAUAAAUAUAGAAAAGUUAUCAGAUUCAGACAAGUAUGAAAUUUUUAUGAUAGAUUUUAGAAAUACUUUAUCAGAACUUGAUAGUUAAUCUUUAAAAUUUACAGUGAUUGUUGCUUUAAAUGCAUUAGCUUUGGCCUGUGUAUUCUUCCAAUUUUUAAUAAUUAUAAUAAAAAAGUUGAGAUUAUGA
Messenger RNA from Paramecium sonneborni, 729 nucleotides. NCBI's taxonomy places the organism in Eukaryota, Ciliophora, Oligohymenophorea, Peniculida, Parameciidae. The record is from the annotation of a GenBank genome assembly.